GAGGGUCGAGAAAGGCUUCUUUCACUCCCCCUCCCUGUCUCGCCCAACCCCUGCCGCUUCGCCCCCCUCUGGGCUCGUCGGCUAGUCUGGAGGCGGCUCCUGAGCCCCCCUUGCGACUGGCGCGGGAAAGACAGUUUUCCUCCCCUGAGCUCGAGCCAGAGGGCUCCUUUAGGGUGGAUAGCUUUGCCUGUGCCCUGGAGGGGGCUCCCCUUCGCUCCACACACACACACGCACCUCUACCUCCUCCCCUAUAUUAUAUUGAGGAGAAAGCAGCUUCCUUUCUCGUCUGCUCAUGCCCGAACCCCCUUAGAUUCCUCCCAACACCGGGCUAAGGGCGCCUGAGUGCUCUUAGGCUGCGGUGGAGCUCAAGGGAGAGAUCCCCGAGCUCCUAGGCGUGAACUCAACUAGCUAUGAAAGGCACCCAGUCCAGGUAACAGGCAAUCGACAAUAGCCACCCCAAAGGCGUCGGUGGAACAAGGGGACUUCAAGCGGCAUAGUCGAAGGGAGAGAGAGAACACUCGAGCAUCUCUUCGUUGCCUAAUUGUCCAGAAGAGAAUCCGUCAGCAGCGCGCAGCACUGAGCCCACUGGCAACGAAAGGGUUAGCUGCUUGGUGUUGAUUGUUUGAGUACUUGAAGCGGGGUGAGGGGGAAGCGGGCGGGAGCCGAAGGGGCAUUUUAAUUUCCUCUCCUGACACAGAAAUGCAUUUUUGCAAAGAAAGAGCCUUAUAGAGCAGCUUUGGGGUGAUGGAUCUGACUGAGACCUGUCGCUAGAGAGAUUCUGGAGAGGGCUUCCUUCCCUUUCGGAAUGUAAUCUAGGAUGCUCAUUCUCAGGUUGCUCAAUGUGGUAGCCCCGGUCUACUUCUUGUGCAUCUCCCUGGUGACCUUCGUCCUGCAGCUCUUCCUCUUCCUCCCCAACAUGUUCAAGGAGCCCACGAUCACCCCUCUCUUCUCUCCGGCUCUGCUCCAUGGGGCUCUCUUCCUCUUCCUUUCUGCCAAUGCUCUGGGCAACUACAUCUUGGUGAUUCAGAACUCACCUGAAGAUCUGGGGCCCCGCAAGACUGCAGGAGCUAAGGGAGUGGGCACCCCUUCUGAGUGGCCAGAGGCAGGCAGGAAGGCGUCCUCCUCCUCACAGAGCACCCACUUUUGCAGACUCUGUGCUAGAGUGACACUGAGACACGACCAUCACUGUUUCUUCACAGGAAACUGCAUCGGGAGCAGAAACAUGCGAAACUUCAUCAUGUUUUGCCUCUAUACCUCCUUGGCAUGUCUCUACUCCAUGGUGGCUGGAGUGGCCUACAUCUCUGCAGUACUCUCCAUCUCCUUUGCCCACCCUUUGGCCUUCCUCACACUCCUGCCUCACUCCAUUAGCCAGUUUUUCUCAGGAGCUGUCCUUGGUUCUGAAAUGUUCGUCAUCCUCAUGCUAUACCUCUGGUUUGGAAUUGGACUGGCCUGUGCUGGCUUCUGCUGCCAUCAACUUCUGUUGGUGCUCAGGGGACAGACCCGACAUCAGGUGCGGAAGGGAAUGGUGGUUCGUGCUCGUCCCUGGAGGAAGAAUCUGCAGGAAGUCUUCGGAAAGAGAUGGCUCCUGGGCCUUCUGAUUCCCAUGCUCAAUGUGGGGAGUGAAUACCCCCGGCAUAAGGCCAAAUAACAGUCCUGCCCUACCUAGCUUGCUCUCUCACACCCUUUCUUUUCUUUAUCUCCAUCCCUGCCUGAACACAGGCAUAUUUUCUCAUUUCCUCUCAUGAUCCACUAGAAUACUCAGCAGUAGGGAAAGGUCAAGUCAACUCUCAGCAUCCCAACCUACAAUCAAGUAAAUAGGUAGUAUUAAAUAGAGGACCAGCUGCCACUCAGUAGAGAGGAAAUUCAAUAGUCCCGAGUUCUGAUACUCAUGUCAUUAGGAAAACAAACUGACAAGAUGAUCAUGAAUUCCCUUAGGACUGACCCCCACUGAGUCCCACUGCUCUCAGAACUUCCUCUUAGGUCCCUUCUUCUCUCCUCAUUUCCAAUUUCCCAAUCCCUCUGUCUUCACUCAUAAAAAUUAUAUAUGACAUCAUGAUUAGUUAGGAAUCCUCCCCUUUGUAUAGUUUUCCUCCAAUACCCUGAUGAGGGUAAGAUUGGGAAAUGAUUGAUUGCUGAGGCUGGUGCAAGUCUCAGAAUGACCUUGAAGGUGAUGAGAAAUGUUUAAAAAUAAAAUAUACGAGAGGCAGGCAAGCAGUUGCUAGCCCCUAUCCUGCCAACUAUAGAAGAGACUAAGAGAUUUUUAGAAUAAUAAUAAUAACUUACAUUAAUAUUGUGAUUUAAAGUUUGUAAAGUACUUUGCAUCUAUUUAUCUCACUUGGACCUCACAGCAACAUUAUGAGGUAGAUACUACAGGUAUUAUUAUCCUAAUUUCACAGAUAGGGAAACUGGGGCUCAACAGAUUUAAGUGAUUUAUCAUGGUUACAUGGUAAAAUUUGACCCCAGAUCUUUCUUGACUUCAAUCCCAGCCCUUCCAUACUACCCCACAUUGCCUCUACAAUGUUAAUUCUGAAAAUAAUCUUAGAGACCAUGUAACCCAACUCCUUCAUUUUGUAAAAAAAAAAAAAAGUUCCAGAUAUUUCCCAUGCCAUUAGUCAGGGGCAAACUUGUACUAGAACCCAGUUCUCCUUAUUCCUGGUCCAGACUGGGACACUUCCUCCAUGCCCUCUCUCCUCCAAGGCCUAAGAACAAAAAGUAAGAAAGACUGAUUGAGUUACUCCUUUAAAUAAUAACAUAGAAAGGUGACAGCAGAUGGCCUCGUAUUUUUACUUUCCAAUCAGCCAGCUGUCCUGCCCACCCCACCCCACCCCACCCUGUCUCUGCUGUUCACCAUAGCUCAGAGCCUGGUGAUCAAUCUGAUUUUAAAACCAAUUGUUCCUCAUUCAUCUGGCUCCUUUCCAGCUCUGCUUGCUUGGUUGGCAGCCAGGAUGACAAGGACAGUAGUCAGAAAAAUAAAAGGGAGAAGGGAAGACAAGUCAGAAAGGUGUGUAAGGGUAUUUAGUGAAUGUGUGUGUGUUGGGUCAGCAGCGUGGAUUGUAGUGUGUUGGGUUCAAGAAUGAAAGGGACUGAGGUUAAAACAAAAAGAGUGUUUGAUGACCGAGACUUUAUUGUUAGAGGAGAUUCAUCAAAGAAAUCUUACACUACAUGUAUAAAGGAUUGUAUGCAAAUAAGAUUCCAGAGCUAGAAAGGUUCUUAGAGGGUAUAGAGGAGGAAACAAGUCCAAAGAAGUGACAUAACCUGCUCAAAGUAAUCCAAGGACGUGACAGAGCUGGAAAUCAAAACUAGAUUUUCUAACUGCAAAUCCAGUGCUCAUUAUUUUACACCUCAUUUCAACUCACUAUGUAACAAAGACCUUUUGAAUGCUUAGACUUUCCCAACAAUGGAAUGGGCUGCUUUAUGGUGUAGUAGCCUCUCCAUCUUCAGAAGUAGUCAAGAGAACCUGGAUGGGGGGAAGCUAGGUGGUCCAGUGGAUAAAGCACUGGCCUUGGAUUCAAGAGGACCUGAGUUCAAAUCCGGCUUCAGACACUUGACACUUAUUAGCUGUGUGACCCUGGGCAAGUCACUUAACCUUCAUUGUCCCACAAAAAAAAAAAAGAACCUGGAUGAAUUAGUGUCAAAGAUUAGGUUAUUUGACCCUUUAGUUCUACCACAACCUGUAGUAAACCUCGAAGGGGAGGAAAAAUAGCAGAUCAGAGUUAACAGGGGGAUUUUUUAAAACAAGCUAGAUUGGGGAGAAUCAGUGGGUGGGGAGUCCUUGUUUCUGGUAACCAAGUAUUCUACAAACCCAAGGAUCUCUGACCUCAAUUGCCUGUACUAGAUUAGAGAUGGAGAAUAAAGAAUCGAAGUCCUGGCCCUCUCUUCAUUCUACAGAGACCUCACCAGCUCCUUCCAAGCUAUGAAACUGGUGAUACAGUUUCUUAGGGUCUGAAGGUAUACUGGGAGUGUCAGUGAAGAAUAACCUAAGAAAGGAAGUGGGACAGGUGAAAGUUGGAGAGACAAAAGUCUGAUUUCCACCAAUAGGGGGUGUGGAGGAACCAAGUGACACUCACACACAUGCUACUGUAUUUUCAAUAAUGAGUGACAAUAAAGUGUUUGUUUUUUAAAAUUUA
Molecule: messenger RNA, 4127 nt
Organism: Dromiciops gliroides (monito del monte)
Lineage: Eukaryota; Metazoa; Chordata; Mammalia; Microbiotheria; Microbiotheriidae
Gene: ZDHHC22
Product: zinc finger DHHC-type palmitoyltransferase 22
Exons: 4
Coding region: 818-1648 (276 amino acids)
Biological process (GO): protein palmitoylation
Cellular component (GO): Golgi apparatus
Molecular function (GO): palmitoyltransferase activity
Source: RefSeq, a predicted model, not a curated record